AUGGCCGGGGCGGCCGAACCGCUGCUGGACGAGAACCCCGACCGAUUCUGCAUGUUGCCCAUCCGCUACCAGGAGGUGUGGGAGAUGUACAAGAAGGCGGAGGCCAGCUUCUGGACGGCCGAGGAGGUGGACCUGAGCCACGACAAGACCCACUGGGAAUCCCUGAGAGAGAAUGAGAAGCAUUUCAUAAAGCACGUGCUUGCGUUUUUCGCGGCAUCGGACGGCAUCGUGCUGGAGAAUCUUGCCAUGAGGUUCCUGGGAGAAGUUCAAAUUCCAGAGGCCCGUGCAUUCUAUGGCUUUCAAAUAGCCAUCGAGAACAUUCACUCUGAGAUGUACUCCUUGCUGCUGGACCAAUACAUUCGGGACCCAAGUGAGAAAGCCCAACUCUUCGAUGCAAUAAACACCAUACCCUGCAUUAAAAAGAAGGCGGAUUGGGCCCUCAAAUGGAUAGGAAGCUCCAAGAGCUUUGCUGAGAGGGUAGUGGCGUUUGCUGCAGUGGAAGGGAUAUUCUUUUCUGGCAGCUUCUGUGCGAUCUUCUGGUUGAAGAAGCGGGGACUGAUGCCUGGUUUGACAUUUUCAAAUGAGCUCAUCUCCAGAGACGAGGGCCUCCACUGCGACUUCGCCUGCUUGAUGUACAGCCUGCUGAAGAACAAGCUGCCCCAGGCACGGAUCCAAGAGAUCCUUUGCGAUGCGGUCGAGCUGGAGAAAGAGUUCAUAUGCGACUCUUUGCCGGUGGAUUUGAUAGGCAUGAAUGCCUCCCUCAUGAGCCAGUACCUGGAGUUUGUCGCCGACAGGCUAUUCGUUGCCCUGGGAUGCAGCAAGUGGUACAACGCCUCCAAUCCGUUCGACUGGAUGGAAAUCAUCUCCCUCCAGGGCAAGACAAACUUCUUUGAAAAGCGGGUGGGCGAGUACCAGAAAUCUGGCGUGAUGGCUGGUCUCACUGGCCACGUGAAGAACCUGGUUUUUGACGACUUGGACUUUUGA
Messenger RNA from Ostreobium quekettii, 984 nucleotides. The record is from the annotation of a GenBank genome assembly. NCBI's taxonomy places the organism in Eukaryota, Viridiplantae, Chlorophyta, Ulvophyceae, Bryopsidales, Ostreobiaceae.